AUGGUGCACCGCAUUGCCUUCUGGAGCACCUUCGGCUUGGCCGUGCGCUUCUGGCAGGUCGGCAUCGAGAUGCGGCCUUUCUUCAACAAGGGAUCCCUCUGGGUGUACCCCGUCUACGCGGCCGGCGGCGCCAGCUUCGGGUACUGGCUGCAGGGCGUCGACGACAAGCAGACGGCGCUGCUGGAGGAGCGCAAGGACAAGCUCCUGGAGAAGAGGGCGAGGAAGGCCGCGAGGGACGCUGAGGCUCUGGCCUAG
Messenger RNA from Clonostachys byssicola, 255 nucleotides. The record is from the annotation of a GenBank genome assembly. Lineage: Eukaryota; Fungi; Ascomycota; Sordariomycetes; Hypocreales; Bionectriaceae.